Messenger RNA from Talaromyces proteolyticus, 1275 nucleotides. RefSeq lists its product as uncharacterized. Bases 1 to 1275 code for a protein of 424 amino acids. NCBI's taxonomy places the organism in Eukaryota, Fungi, Ascomycota, Eurotiomycetes, Eurotiales, Trichocomaceae. The record is from RefSeq and is a predicted model, not a curated record. The transcript has 2 exons.
AUGCCACGAACGAGGACGAAAUUCAUCUGGCCUCCGCCAAACCUGGCCAGGGAUCCCGCCACCAAUACCGCUGGCGCUUCUCCUGCCGAACCACGCCCCAAAAAACCAAAAUUGGAAGAGCAACAAUCAUCGUCACAAAAUACUCCCAACGACUUUGGCCAUUCAACACGCGAACAUAUGGACUCUCCAGCUCUCAGCGAUGGAAGGGUGGAAGACCUCAUAGAGAAGGUUACAUGGGAUCCAGCGUCGGGUGUUGCGCGUCCGUCGCUUGAAGUCUUGGUCGAUGCAUAUUCGAAAAUCCCUAUUGAGUCGCAAAUAAAGUCGUAUCAGAACUGGCGACGUCAUGGCUCUGUCCACGACGAUUAUUGCAUGACGUGCAAUCGCCCUCGAACGCAAUCUCUUGUCCCUUGUUACACAUGCCGGCGAUCGUUUCAUGAUGACUGUAUGCCGGCAGGGUCGCUGUAUAAUGAGCAACGCCAGUGGUUUUGUCUUGUCUGUGUCCAGCGUAAUUGGCAUGUGGAACCGCCAACAGUAACGCCGCCAGCGUCACCUCCAAGCUCACAAAAUAUUUUAACAACAGGAAAUGCGGACUACCAGGUUAGUCAUUCGUCGGGGACGCCGACAAAUGACACUACCGCAGAAGAUUCACAAGCCAUUUCUAUUCUGGCUGGAAUAUCGAGAUCGGUGUCUUCACAACCUCAUCCACCUACUUCUACUGCUCUGAACUAUAUCCGUAACUCAUCGCCAUACACCUCGUCCUCCUCGACUCCAAAACCAGCGCCUCGCUCCGGAUCGCUUUCCACAACACGCCGCAAUGAUCUGCCCAUGCCAUCUACUUCAACAAACCAAAGUUUCUCCAUGCUCGAUUCACACGCGCGCAAAUCCCGAUUUGCGACUCUUUCUUCUGAAGUCGAUUCUGCCCUGUGGGUUCUGUAUCGCGAACUCGAGAGCGCAACAUCUCUGCGCCAACGCAUUGACGAGUUGGAAGCCGAGGUGGUGAAACUUCGCCAGGACGUGCGGAUCAGAGAUAAUCAAAUCAAACUAUCGCAACGAUCCGCGCAAGCCGUCCAACCAGUCAAUGUUUCGCAAGCAGAGGUAACCCAACUCCGAGAACAGGCAGCCAAGGGCGAGGCAGCGGCGCAUGAAAUCGACCGUCUGCGCGCACGAAAUGACACGUUGGAAAGGGAGUUGAGGGAUGCGCGGACGGAGUGUUCGUCAAAGGAUGAGACGUUGAAUGAAUGGAGAGGUCGAUUGGCGAGUCUUAUUGGUCCUUGA